Messenger RNA from Vicia villosa (hairy vetch), 2484 nucleotides. RefSeq lists its product as uncharacterized. Lineage: Eukaryota; Viridiplantae; Streptophyta; Magnoliopsida; Fabales; Fabaceae. The coding region runs from base 1 to 2484 and encodes 827 amino acids. The transcript is spliced from 6 exons. The record is from RefSeq and is a predicted model, not a curated record.
AUGAAGUGGAAUAAGGAGAUCUUUGGUUUGUUAGAUUUAGAGGUCAAUAGCACCAUUAAUACUCUUAAUAAUUUGGAUUCGAUGGUGGCUGCGGUAGAGGGAAGAGUUAAUGCGGACAUAGCUGCUGCCAGAAUCGUUGCAUCUGAAUCAUUGUGGGAUGCGGUUAUUAACAGGGAGAGUAUUUUGAAACAGAAAUCCAGAUGCAAUUGGAAAUUGGAAGGGGAUACUGACACCAAGUAUUUCUGUAAUGUGAUGAAAGCUAGAAUACUGAGGAAUUCUAUUGUUGGGUUAAGCACGCCUAGAGGAAGUGUGAUUGAGGUGGAAGAGGUGAAAGCGGAGAUUUUAAAUCAUUUUGCCAAUAGGUUUGUGGAGAUUGAGGUUGUGCGUUCGGUGCUUGAUGGUGUUGAAUUCAAUUGUCUUUCAAGUGAGGAUUUGAGUCAUUUGGAAGCCCCGUUUCUUUUCGAGGAGGUUAAAGAAAUAGUUUGGCUUGGAGAUUGCGAGAAAAGCCCGGGGCUUGAUGGGUUUCCUUUGGGUUUUUUGAAAAAGUGCUGGAACUUUGUCUCUCAUGAUGUCAUGAAGUUUGUCCAAAACUUACAUGCUAAGAGAAAAUUGCCCAAGGCAAUUCCGAUAUCGUUCUUGGCGCUAAUUCCAAAAAAUGAUAGUCCUCAAAAGGUUGAAGAUUACAGGCUUAUUUGUCUUAUAGGUUGUUUGUAUCGUUUGUUGUCUAAAUUACUGGAUGGUAGACUAAAGAAGGUGAUUGGAAAGCUUGUUUCUUUGAAUCAAUUCGCAUUCAUUGAAGGGAGACAGAUGAUAAAUGAUGUGCUUGUCUUGAAUGAGGUUGCUGAUUUUGCUAAAAUAAAUAGGAGGAAUAAGUGGUGCCUUUGGAUGGAAGCUUUGGUUUUUUCUAGCAUGAUAUCUAUGCUUGUUAAUGGAAGUUCGACUGCAAAAUUUGUUGCGUCUAGAGGUCUUCGGCAAGGUGAUCCGAUGUCCCAGUUUCUGUUCCUUUUAGUAGCGGAGGAUUUGGCGGGUUUGAUGCAGAAUGCUGCAGAGUAUGGAGGUUUUUGGGGUUUUCAUUUCAACGAGCAUAUUCACUUCGAGUUACUGCAAUUUGCGGACAAUGCAAAUGUUUUAUGUGAUGGGAGUAUGGAUAAUUUGUGGUGUAUCAAGGCAGUUUUGAGGGGCUUUGAGCUAGUUUCUGGGUUGUGCAUCAACAUCAACAAAAGCAAGAUCUACGACAUCAAUAUUGGGACUGAUUUCUUGGCUGCAGCUGCAAAUUUUCUACCGUGUGAAAUUGGCAGUAUGCCUUUUGUCUUCCUUGGCUUACCUGUAGGCGCUAAUCAUAGGAGAAAGACUACUUGGAAACCAAUUUUCACCAAGUUAUCUAGAAAGCUUGCAGCUUGGCAGGGCAAACAUCUUUCCCUUGGAGAGCCUAGAGUGGUUUGGGAGGAGAUAAUCAAAAUCCAAAGGACAAUCUUGUGGGAAAGACGGAUGACAAAAGAGGAAUGUGUUAGGUUCGUUGGGAUAAGAUACGGUGAUGGGUUGACUUACAUUCAUGACGAGAUUCCGGAAAAUAAAGUGAAAAAAUAUUCUUUGUGGUGGCGAUAUGUGCGAGUUGUUUAUAAACUUGAUACAUUGUGGUUUUUAAACUCUAUUUCAUGCAAGCUUGGCGCGGGGGAUAAAUUCAGUUUUUGGAACCACCAUUGGGUUGGUAAUUUCACUUUGAAAAGUUUGUUCCCUAAUCUGUUUUCUAAUUCUGUGAUAAAACAUUUUCUCGUGGCGGAAAGUGGCCAGUUGGAGAAUGGUGUGUGGGAGUGGGAGUUUGGGGUGAUGGAGAAUACAGAUAAUUCUCUGGAGUUGUUGAGUUUGUGUAACGUGUUGGCUGAUGUUGAUUUGAACCAUAAUAGUAGCGAUGAGGUAUUGUGGGGAAGUGAUAAUGAAGAUUUUUUGGUGAAGAGUGCCUAUCAGAGACUUUAUCUAGCUGCAAAAGGGGAUGUCUUGCUGGAUGCUAUUAACUUCCAGGUUAUUCAUAAUAUAUGGAAGGCGAAGGUUCCUAGGAAAAUCAAGAUUUUUGGGUGGCGGUAUAUCCUGAAUAGUCUUCCUAUGAGAGAAGAGUUAUGGCAGAGAGGCGUUAUCAUCGACAUGGUGCACAUAUCUUGUGUGGACGGCGGUUCUAGGGUGGCUUUUAGUGGAGGAAACAAUGUACGGGCUCGGCGAUUCGGAGUUGUUGUGUUAGAUCGUAUUUGUGAUUGUUUGGAGUCUUGUGUUCGUCUACCGUUUGUGGUGUUUUUUUGGCUUCUCAUUACUUGGAGUAUUUGGAGAGCUAGAAAUGAUUUGGUUUUUUCUAAUAAGGUUUGGGAUGUUAGGGGGCUGGUGAUGGGUAUAAAAUUUAUGGGUUGUGAUUGGUAUUCAAUCAUUGUCAAUAGAGGUAUAGAAAUUGAUGGUGAUGUCUGGUUUACUAAUCCGUUGAAUUUGGUGGGGAUUUAG